Molecule: messenger RNA, 1433 nt
Organism: Moneuplotes crassus
Lineage: Eukaryota; Ciliophora; Spirotrichea; Euplotida; Euplotidae
Source: the annotation of a GenBank genome assembly
GUUAAAAAUGGGUAAUGAACAAAGCCAAUUAAGGGUAGGAGAGGAAAAUUUAGACCUUCCCGAUGAAAGUUAUGAAUACCAAGUGAAUGAUAAGGUUGAAGCCGUCAGUGAAUAUUACAAGCCAAAGAGAGAUGCUCUGAAGUCGAGCCAAUUUACUUUUCACCCAUGCUCUUCGAGAUUAAUGAAGGAAGAUCUGAUGGAUGAAGCCUCUACAAAACCUCAUUUAAACUUUGACGACCCAGUUCCUAAAAUUUCAGGUGAAAAAGAGAUAGAAUCCCCUCGGAAUAUUGAGAUCAUAGAAGAGGAGGAUUAUUCAGAAAUAGUCGUUGAAGAAAGAGAGACUCUCAUCAGCUCCUCUAGCAUAGCCGCAACUUCGGAAUAUUUACAGCCAGAUGACGGGUUUGAGUCAACACCUGAGAAAUAAACUCUUUGCGAGUCAUUAUCAGAAUACCAUCUAUGAUCAUACUUUAUCGAAUAGAGAGGAAUCCAGUGAACAAUUGGUGUGGAAAAAGGAGGAGAGUUUGACCUUUGAAAACCCCCUUUCUGAGGUAUAUGAUGAUUCUACUCAGAACAGACCUGUUCACAAGGAUAGCUAUAUAGUUUGAUCUUUUGGAAAUAAAGAAAAUAUGAUGGAUAAAGAGAAUAUCAAUGAGAAAGAAUCCCUUAAAUCUGAGCAAACUCUACAUGCAAGUAAUGUUAUGAUGUUCGGUAAUAAGAGCAAAUUAAAAAUCGAAGAAGAUAAUAAAGAUAAAGGAAGAAGCCAUAGAAACUUCUUUGGGACAGACCUUUGGUUCACUUGGCUAGGCAUGAGCCUAGCCCAGCUCUGUGAUCCAAAAGAUCCAAUCGUUAAAGAGGGUAAGCUCUAUAGGUAUAAACCUGGCCUAAAUGAUACAUAUAUUACAAGAUGGUGUCAGAUAACUAAAAAGGUCUUUAGAGUCUACAAGAACCAGAUGUGAGCGAAGGGGUUUGGAGCCAAGCCUAUUCUUGCAAUCCCUCUGUACGCUCUGAAGAAUGUGAAGAAAAGUAAAUUCAAGACUCCCAAGAACAGCAAAAUGAGUUCAGAUUCACAGAAAAUUUGACAGAAUCAGUUCGAGUUAACUUAUAAAGAUGAGAUUUUAACUGAAAUAAUGAUGGAAUUCCUCGAGUCAAAAUGACUGGACGAGGAUGAAGAAUAUGGAAAUACUUCAGAAAGAGUAGCCGAGGAACCAAGUCAUCUACAAGCAAAGCUGGAAAUCCUUAAGUGCACUCUUCUGUCUAAUGAACCAUUCAAGAUAGAUUCUAAGACUCAGACUCUUAAUAACAACUCUUCGUGGAGUAACAGAGAGGGAGAGUGGUUCUUGGCUGAAAAGAGGCUGUUAUUCAGCACUAAAAGUUUGAAAGAGCUCAAUGGAUGGUUGUCAUGCUGGAAGAAGAUCUUUUCUCACAAUAAAUAA